AUGCACGGCUACAAUGUCCAGGUCGGGGAAUGGGUCGGUCGGGACCAAUUCGUACCGAGGUACAAUGUGGCACCUCGGUCGCAAGCACCUGUGAUCAGGCGGGCGGACGACGCGGGACAGGGCACAGCGAGCAGCUCGUCUGCACGCCGCAUGCCGUCGUUGGAAGGGAAGGAGACGGAUGCGGGAGCCGUUGCAACAGCGGGAGAGACUGAGCCCGUGCAGGUGGUGAUGCAGACGAUGCGGUGGGGGCUGGUGCCGCACUAUAGCAAGCACGAGGACGGGUCGCUGAAGACGAUCAACGCGCGGUGCGAGGCGCUGAUGGGAGAGGGGCGAGGGAUGUGGGCGAGCAUCAAGGGGAAGAAGCGGUGUGCGGUGGUGUGCCAAGGAUAUUACGAGUGGCUGAAGAAGGGAAAGGAGCGGCUGCCGCAUCUGACGAAGGCAAAGGAGGACAGGCUGAUGCUGCUGGCUGGCCUGUGGGAUUGCGUGACGCUGGAAGGAAGCACGGAGCCGUUGUGGACGUUCGCGAUCGUGACGACGGGGGCAAGCAAGGAGUUGAGGUGGCUGCACGAGCGGCAGCCUGUGAUCCUGGCGGACGAACACGCGCUGUCCGUCUGGCUGGACACGUCGGGGGGCAGGUGGACGGGCGAGCUGAGCAGGCUCUGUGCGCCGUACUCGUCUGCAGAGCAUCCCCUCCUAUGCUACGCAGUGCCCAAGGAAGUGGGCAAGAUCGGGAACGACUCGCCCACCUUUGUGCAGCCGAUCGCCGCCCGCAAGGACGGGAUCGAGGCCAUGUUCGCCAAGCAGCUUCGAAAGGAACCGUCGACGCCUUCCCGCCCAAGCGCGCCCAAGCGGAGUCGAUCGCCGAGUGACGUGCAGCAGACAGUCGCAGCCGCAAGCAAGAAGGCCAAGGCGGAGAAGCUGAACACGUGGGAGGACGACUCGGAGAUCGAGUACGUCCACGAUCCCAGAACGGACUCUGACCUGCCGUCGUCCGCGUCCACCCCAAAACGUGCCCGCCAGAGUCCAGCAAAGAACCAGAAGCCCAAAGUGGCGGACCCGCAAACGUCUUCAGCCAAGAUUACGUCCUUCUUUCCCAAGAAGUAGCAUUUGUCUGUACCUUGUUCACAGAACGCCCGCCACCAGACCUCUUGCACCAUGUGCUUGGUCUCCUGGGUAUCAAGUCCGAACCCGAUAUGGUCGCUCCUACGAACGAUGUUCACCCGCAAUCCAUUGCGAAAAGCAUCAUGUACAUUAAAACGUGUGGUCUACCUCAGAAAUAUUCGCCGCUAGCCUCGGCUUCAUGAAGCUGGUAGCACAACACUUUUCG
Molecule: messenger RNA, 1327 nt
Organism: Dichomitus squalens LYAD-421 SS1
Lineage: Eukaryota; Fungi; Basidiomycota; Agaricomycetes; Polyporales; Polyporaceae
Exons: 6
Coding region: 1-1104 (367 amino acids)
Biological process (GO): DNA damage response
Molecular function (GO): single-stranded DNA binding
Source: RefSeq, a predicted model, not a curated record